Messenger RNA from Neoarthrinium moseri, 2607 nucleotides. RefSeq lists its product as uncharacterized. The record is from RefSeq and is a predicted model, not a curated record. NCBI's taxonomy places the organism in Eukaryota, Fungi, Ascomycota, Sordariomycetes, Amphisphaeriales, Apiosporaceae. The transcript has a single exon. The coding region runs from base 1 to 2607 and encodes 868 amino acids.
AUGGCGCAUCACAAGUCAUCAGGAGGACCGACGUCGGCCGAUCAUUCAUUGGGAACUUAUCACCACGAUGCAGCCCAGCGCCAGCGAUGGGACGACCUUGGUACCCCAAAAGAAUCCAUCAGCAGUAGCCCCGCUGACAAGUCCGCAAACUGCCAGGCAACACAGUCAGAAUUUCCGACUGCUGGCGAUCCGUCAGCUGUGAGCUCAGAGCCCGUGAAGCAGUCUAGUCAGAAGAGAUGGUGGCAAUGGAGCAAGGCCGCCGAACACAAACUCCUGGAUAACCUGAACGAUCAGUUCAGCGGAAAACGUGGCUGGAAUGGUCACUUCUACUACAAGCCGCGGAAGCCGGAUCAAGAGCACCAAGAUCAUACGGCUCUGGGCGAUGCUGACUACGGCGGAUCUUUGAAAAAGGAUGAUGAGGGGAAGUUUGAGUACCUCAAUCAAUUUGGACAGAAGAGCUCCAAGUACAGCGAUGUCUCCGUCUAUCUUUCUCCGACCAACUUCAUCCCGAAACGCCUCGUCGUACAGUCGACGGACUACGUCCUACGGAAUAAGCUUGCAACAGGCGACUGGAGAAGGAGACAGGUGAAUGGAGAUGUUCCAACUGUCCUGGCCAUAUCAGAAUGGGCACUAGGGCCAUUCGGUCAAAAGGCAUGGUGGCAUAAAGUUGACGGUUCCUUGCGCCUUCUUGUUGUGUGUGUGCCGCUACAGAUCUGCCUCGCCUGGCCCGGUGCCAGCUCGUGGAAAGACGAAGACACCAUUGACACGUAUACCGACUUCCCUGGAUACCACUGGCAGUGGGCCAAACAUGCCAUUAACCCCCUCGACCAGAAGCCAGUGGCCGACAGGCCCAUUGUCGCCCCCCAGCUCCCUUCUAGCCGCCAAAGGCUGAUCCGACCCAGACAGCUUGUUGUCCAACAAGACGACGGUAGUUGGAAAGUUGAUGCUAAUGCACCUGCAAGUAUGAGGUACAUUUUCGUCAGCUUCGCUGACAAAGCGUUUGCUUCAUCGAGCGGCCGGAAGUUGAUACAGCAGAUGGCUGCGAGCGCCGCGCGCGACGCCGGGUGCAAGGCCUAUUGGCUGGAUUUCCUGUGCAGAGCUGAGAACAAUGGCGACUUGCUUGAUUCAGAUGUAUAUCGGAUGUGCGAUGUUAUCCGGGGCUGCAAGCGAGUCGUGGUCAUGCUCCCCGAUGCUCGAGUCGAGAGCAAGAGGAUUUGGGGCUCGCGCAUGUGGACUUUACCUGAAGCCCUCCUGGCGCCCGGCAAUCGUUGCUAUUUCUGUACGCCCGACGGCGAGGGCCAUCGAAUCGAGGAACUAUCUCUUGUUGAGAUGACGUCCGAGGUCUGGGAAGACCCCAUUGACUCAGAGAGCGACGGUGGCUCAACACGUCUGCUUGCGGAACAUUAUGCCAACUUGCUGACGCUCAGUAGGCUUGAGCUGUUCGCAACCGCCCUCGAUGCACUGGGUCAUCGGUCCGAGAAGAACUACAAGUUCUAUACUCCCAACGACGUAACCUACGCCUUGAUGGGCCUGCUUCACUAUCGAAUUGAGCGAGAUAAUACAGACACUGAGUUCCAGUCUCUAGCCCAGCUUUCACUGGGCAAUGAUAGCGACAGAAUUGUCGAACGCAUGAUUUCACUUUAUCCUCACCCUAAUCUCGGUCCAUUCAAACCAUUCCGCACUCUGGCACGACCGGAUCUCUUUCAUACACACCUUUGGGACAUUGAGCCCUCAUGCCAAGUUGUAGGUGUGGCUCAUGAGAACAACACCGUACUGCUGGAUAACUGUCGUGCUAUGCACAUACGCUGGAAGGGAUUCCCACGCCCGGUCGUCGCUCGCGAUGUCGGCUUUCGGCGCCUGAUGGCCGCCAUGUUCGUCACCGCCGGCACGUGGUGGUUUGUGCAGGGCAUUGCGUUGGCGGUCUACUACGCGCCAUUCAUCUCAACUGAGAAUGCAGAACAGAAGGUCAUUACCAUCAUCAAAUGGAUGGUUGCAGGUUUUGUGUUCGUUGCAGUGACUUUGAGCGUGACCGGGCCAUUCUCGGUGCGCCGUCUCUACGGUGGCCAGGUGCUGCAGAGCACGAGCAACCUAGUUGCCUUUGAAGGCGUCAUGCCCAUCUCGAAACUUGAAUGCCUCGUCUUCGGCAACAACAGUUCGCGGCUGUCAUAUGAGGCUUCAUCAACACCAUUCAGUCAGUAUUAUAGACACCACAGCCGCCGGGUUGGAUUUGAACCCGAUUGGAUUCGAGACGAGCGGCCUGAUCUGGUAGAGGCCAAUCUACCCAAGGGUCACAAGCUGUUCACGCUGGUUGACACCGGGGAGCUGAGCGUGAGCAUAUUCAGCGCUGAACGCCCGCCGACUGUCGCACUUCUGUGCGGUCGCGAGGGAGGCAUGUUGAGAGCCGUAUUGUGCAGCUGGCAGUUCGAAAACGACUGUCUAUAUAAGGAGACGGUAGUGCGCAUGCCGAGCAAUGUUUGGAAUGCCGCCACGCCCAAGGGCUGGCUCAAAAUCUGCCUCGGGACCAUGGACCAGGAAAGGGAGGCGGAAAGGACCGUCAAACUUGAGAGAAUGAGGAAGGAGAAGGAUAUAGACCGUUCGUCAUGUUAG